UUUAUCUACGUCCGGCGAUUUCUUACCUGACUGAGAGUUUAUCCUCCUCCUCGUCCUCCUCCUCCACCUCCCAGGAACACCAACAAACCCUAGACAAUUCUCACUUCGAUCUCGAUCCACGCCAUGGCAUCAUCCUUGAUGUGCCCGUCGUCCCCCAACUCUCUCCGCCUCAGACUCGGCUUCCGCUGCCGCGACUCCUACUCCUCCUUCCUCCGAGUUCGUUUCCGCCCUUCUAAUCGUCGCCUCGUGGUAUCUUUCGUUUCCGGAGAGUCGGAAGGGGGUGGAGGCGCAGGGUGGGCUUGGAAUGUAUCUGAUGCCUCGCUAGAUGCUUUCGCCGGUUGGUCCGACGCGGGGAGCGGCGCAGAAGAGUCCAAGAAAAAGAAGGGGAUUCGAGAUGUGAUGGGAUUAACACUAGUUGGAUCUCUCUUUGCUGCUGGAGUUGCAUUCACAACAUUAGUUUAUAUCAAUAAAAAUCUGUCUGGGACCAAGAAUCGAGUGGAUCCAUCAAAGGAGUUCACGACUUCGUAUGAUACAAGGACAGAAGGUGAUCAAGUUAGCAACGAUUUUGAUGUGAUUUUGACUGAAAAAGAUGGCAUGACCAGUAACUUCCAUGAAGACAAUGAGACAGGUACAAGCAAAGAUUUGCCUCUUAAAUAUGUUUCUGGAGAUAUUAGUGAGAGCAGCUAUGAUUACGUGCAGAAAUUGGAAAGUACAUUGUUAGAAAAUGUUAGAUCUGUUGGGGGAUCUCUAAGUCUAAAUGAUGUAGAAAUGGUGAAAGAUGCCGAUCAGAAUAACUUUCUGCAGUCACCCAUAACGGACUGCACUAAUUGUCCAGUUGUGCCAGACAUUAGUGAACAAGUUUUACUAGAAAAGCUUGUCAAAUCAGAUCUUGAUAUUAUCGAAGAACAGAUGCUCGAGUAUGAUUCAGUUAGUGUUUCAAAAGGACAUAACUUAGGUGCCAGUGGCUUUUCUGCUGCAUAUUCUGUACCAUUAUCUACAUAUGUGUGUCAAAAAAAACAACCUAAUUCAGAGUGUGACAAUGAAAUUGAUAGAUCUUCAUUUAUUAAGCCACUUUUACCUGAGAAAUCUUUCUCCCUUUCUGGUAUACCUGCUCCUCUCGAUCCUGCAGUUCAACAGGUACUCCCUGGAAAGGUUUUGGUUCCUGCAAUUAUUGAUCAGGUUCAGGGGCAAGCGCUUGCAGCAUUGCAGGUUUUGAAGAUCAUUGAGGUUGAUGCUCAACAAGGUGAUAUUUGUUCUCGACGUGAGUAUGCUCGUUGGCUGGUAUCUGCAAGCAAUGUCUUUGCAAGGAGUGCUUUUUCAAAAGUGUAUCCAGCAAUGUACAUAGAAAAUGUGACUGAGCUUGCAUUUGAUGACGUGACACCAGAAGAUCCUGAUUUUCCUUCUAUUCAAGGCUUGGCUGAAGCUGGACUGAUUUCUAGCAAGCUGUCAAAACAAGGCUCUGUCAAUAAAUGUGAUGACUGUAAUCUUUUCUCUCCUGAAUGCCCUGUUUCACGUCAGGAUCUUGUUAGCUGGAAGCUGGCAUUAGAAAAGCGGCAACUUCUGAAAGUUGACAAAAAUAAAUUGUACCAGUCCACUGGUUAUAUAGACAUUGACAAGAUAAAUCCAGAUGCUUGGCCUGCUUUGUUAGCCGACUUUUCAGCAGGAGAACAAGGAAUCACUGCUCUUGCUUUCGGUUAUACUAGAUUAUUUCAACCUGAGAAACCUGUGACAAAAGCACAAGCUGCCAUUGCGAUUGCAACUGGUGAUGCUGCUGAGGUUGUUGGCGAGGAGCUUGCUCGUAUUGAAGCAGAAUCAUUGGCAGAAAUUGCUGUGAAUGCUCAUACUGAUUUGGUGUCACAAGUGGAAAAAGAUAUUAAUGCCAGCUUUGAGAAAGAACUUGCCAGGGAAAGGCAGAAGACAAAGGCCUUGGAGAAGUUGGCGGAAGAGGCAAGGCUGGAAUUGGAUAGACUAAGGAAGCAGAAAGAGGAGGAAAAAUACGCUUUGCAAAGGAGUCAUGCUGCUGUUGAGUCUGAAAUGGAAUUCAUUGCAAGGCUAAAACAUGAGGUGGAAGAACAAUUAGAGAGCCUAAUAAGUAAGAAGCUGGAGAUGGCUUCUGAGAGGGAUAGAAUGAACCAACUUCACAAGGAAUUAGAAAGCGAGAACCAGGUCAUUGCUAGGUUACAGUAUGAGCUGGAAGUUGAGAGAAAGGCUUUGUCCAUGACCAGGGGGAAUACUGGAUCAGAUCACAAUCUAAAUGCUAUUAGUUCUCCAGGGUAUGGGCAGAGGAAGAGGCAAAACGAGCAAGAGAGCACAUGAGAGCUUUGGAGGAAGCAAGGCAGCGGUGGGAAAGGCAUGGCAUCAAAGUCAUAGUAGAUGGAGACCUCCAAGAUGAUGCAUCCAUUAUUACUACAUGGCUUACUGCUGCAGAACAACCACCCGUCAAUGAGGCCAUUGGUCGAGGAGAGAAUUUGAGGAUGAAGUUGAAAGAAAUGGCUGCUGAGAUGAAACUUCGAUCUUCACUUGUUAUUGACAAAAUCAGCCAGAAGAUUCUUGCUUUAAUUUCAGCUUUGAAGCUGCAAGUCGCAAAGGCCUCUGAACAAGUUAUCAAGAUCCAGAAUGCUGGAGUUUCUAAAGCUGCAGUUAUGAUGAAUGAUUUGAAGGAGAAUGCAUCAGGGAUCAACACAGUUAUCGGCCAUAGAGCAAGGAGAGUUGUUGAGGACUGCAAAGGCAGUGUUGGAAAAAUCACACAGAAAUUCAAGGCAUGAGAGAAUCAAUGAGAAUAACUUCACUCUUGGUCUUGAUUUAUAUGCACCAGAUGAGACCUUAAAUCAAACUUUAUCACUUUGGAGAUAAGAGAAUAGAAGAUCCAAUAAAGUUCGAGUUCCAAAAUAACUCCUGCGGGAGUUUUUUCUUUAACUUGCACAUAUGUUACAAAUUUUUUAACAAUAUACGUCUCUAGCAACUACAAUUUUGUUAGCUUCAACCAUGCUACAGGAUGUAGGUUCGUUUACAUUUUGAUCGAUCAUGUCCUUAGGUCAUGUACCACAUCAUAGCUGGUGGAGAUUCCCGAAUUGAAUGCUUUUAUCAAUGUGGUCGAAUUGGUAAAAAUCCUUUUAUAUCUUCAUUUAUUUUACUUGCUGAAUUAAAUCUUCUGGCAUGAUUCUGUUUA
Molecule: messenger RNA, 3169 nt
Organism: Zingiber officinale
Lineage: Eukaryota; Viridiplantae; Streptophyta; Magnoliopsida; Zingiberales; Zingiberaceae
Exons: 10
Coding region: 124-2316 (730 amino acids)
Source: RefSeq, a predicted model, not a curated record